AUGUGGCCUGUUGAGAAUGACAGCUGCUUGUUUGCUGUUUCUUUGUCCGAGCAAGGGGACGCGCAGUCACGUGACAUCGCCGACAGCCUGACUGUGUCAGUCGCCAACAUCGUCUGCUCCAUGGUGUUCGGGAAACGCUACGACUACGAUGAUGUCAAGUUUGUGGAACUGACCAAAAUCAUAAACAAGCAAGUCGCCAAAUUCGGAUCGAGUCAGCUGAUGACCGUGUUUUCAUUUUUGCGAUUCAUGCCGGGAGUAAAUUCAUCCAACAGGAUUCUUGUCGAAUGUAUUGACGAGGUGCACGCAUUUCUUCGACAAGAAAUUACGAAGCAUCGCGAGACCCUGGACAACGAGAAUCCAUGA
Branchiostoma floridae (Florida lancelet) is the source of this 363-nucleotide messenger RNA. RefSeq names its product cytochrome P450 2B11-like. Gene Ontology annotation, biological process: xenobiotic metabolic process. The transcript has 3 exons. Lineage: Eukaryota; Metazoa; Chordata; Leptocardii; Amphioxiformes; Branchiostomatidae. The coding region runs from base 1 to 363 and encodes 120 amino acids. The record is from RefSeq and is a predicted model, not a curated record. Gene Ontology annotation, molecular function: oxidoreductase activity, acting on paired donors, with incorporation or reduction of molecular oxygen, reduced flavin or flavoprotein as one donor, and incorporation of one atom of oxygen; iron ion binding; heme binding. Gene Ontology annotation, cellular component: intracellular membrane-bounded organelle; cytoplasm.